UGCCAGUGGGACUUCGGUGUUGUCAAGUGAAAAGCUGCUGCAGGUCCAUGAAUGGACCUUCACUAACACAGGAAAUUUAUCUCUCAAAUAAUUCACAUUUUGAGACUGUUGGACAAAUCACGACGACAUUCACCCCUUGUCAAAGUGAGAGCUCCUGCUGGUUCUCCAGAAUGUUCCCUUUGAGGAAAGCAUCUUAUCGGUGAUACUCAAUCACGGUGGGCUGUGACGUGGAGAUGGUCACUUGGGCCGCCUUGCUGACAGUAUGCACAUGGAUACAAACACAAACAGCCUCAGGACAGCACACAUGUGCUUCUACUCCACACAGGCUGGUGGAUUUCUCUGUAGAAUAUUCCCUCCCCCACUUCCAGACAGACAAACCUAUACAGAACAUAGCUGUGAACUGGGAGGAGAAUCGGUCAGACGUGUAUGUUGCAUGUCAGAAUGCAAUAGAGGCAGUCAACUAUGAUAUGGAACAAAUCUGGAAGGUGAAAACUGGACCUGUUGGCAGUCCUGACUGUGAAACUUGUUUGUUGUGUGACAUGGAAAUAGAUCCUGGGGAUCCCGUGGAUACAGACAAUGAGGUUCUGCUUUUUGAUCUCUCUGCAGUUCCCACUCCCUACUUGUACAUUUGUGGGAGUACUCAACAUGGGAUCUGUCACUUCAUUGACACUGGCUCUCCAAAGCCUGAGCCGAUGUGCUUAUACAAAAAGGAGCUAAACUCUCCAACCAGCUGUACAGACUGUCUGGCCAGCCCCCUCGGCACCAAAGUCGCCCUCGUUGAACAGGGAGCUACAGCGUUCUUCUUUAUCGCAGCCUCUGUCAAUGACGAAGUGGCACAGAGGUAUCCAAGGAGGUCAAUAUCAGUGGUGAGGCCACUUUCAACUGAAGAUGGCUUUCAUAUGAUCAUGAAUGGCCUGACAGUGCUCCCCAGUCUACGGGACUCUUACAAGAUCGAUUACAUCUACAGCUUCUCCACCGAGGAGUACGUCUACUUCCUGUCCCUGCAGAGAGAAACCCCAUCCAAGAGUAACUCAGCUUUUCAGACUCGUCUUGGACGACUGCCGAUACGAAUUCCAGAGGUGUGGAUGUACAGAGAGGUGGUCCUGGAGUGCCGCUACAAACCAAAGCGCAGGAGACGGAGAGAGGAUUUGGGAGACACUGUGUAUAACGGGCUACAGGCGGCACACUUUGGGCGAGUGGGGAAGGACUUGGCAGAAGAGCUAGGGUUGAAAAAGACGAAAGACAUUCUGUAUGGGGUGUUUGCAGAGGUGAAUGCACAUGGCGAACCUCAAAAAAACUCCGCCCUGUGUGCCUUCCCUUUGGCUUAUGUAAACCAAGCGAUAGACGCAGGUGUGGAGGACUGCUGCAAGUCGGGUUCGGAGCAGCUGUCUAGAGGUCUCUGUCACUUCCAGCCGUGCGAGAGCUGCCCACAUGAAAGCUCUGGAGGUAAUGACACAUGCAGUGUUAAACCCACUCUCGUGUCAAAGCCGCACUUCAGACUAGACCUUUUCGACACGAAGAUGAGAGACGUCCUUUUUACUGCUGUCCUGGUCACCACUAUUGGGAAUCACACACUGGGUCACUUUGGUACCUCAGAUGGUCGAAUACUGCAGGUGAUUCUUGCUCGGUACAGGCCUAUUAUUUUUGCCAACUUCUCUCUUGGAGAAAGCCAAGUCUCCAGGACAGCAGAUGUGUACUCAAACGAUUCACUUCUCUUCAUAGUGGGAAAUAAGAUGUUCAGGGUGCCCUCUGCAGGACCAGGGUGUGCACAUUUUAUGACGUGCUCCAUGUGUUUGACGGCGCCACUCUUCAUGAACUGUGGCUGGUGUUCAGGAAUCUGCUCGAGGCAGCAUGAGUGUGCCUCUCAGUGGAACACAGACUCAUGUGCACCUGUCAUAACAGAGUUUUUCCCUAAAAUGGUACCUGCUGGUGCUGAGACAGAAGUGACACUGUGUGGCAGGGAGUUUCAGUCUCCUCUGCGACCCGCCAUCAUCAGCGGCAAAACCCACAUCAUCACAGUGGGCUCUGGGACCUUGUGUACCGUGCUGCCUAAGAGCAAUAGUCAAGUUCUAGUAUGCAAGAUUCAGGAAAACACACCAAACCAGGACCUCAACAUCACUCUGGAAAUACACGAGGGGGAAGUGGAGGGCCGCUACACAAUUGAAGGCACAGCACAGAUGCCUGGCUUCUCUUUUGUGGAGCCUAACAUAACAGAAAUCAGGCCUGACUAUGGACCUGUGUUUGGAGGAACGAUGGUUACACUGACGGGCAGAUAUCUUAAUUCUGGGACACAGAGAAAUAUCUUAUUUGCUGACAAAAAGUGUAACAUCCAAAGUGCUCCUGAAGGAAGUGGGACUUCUUCGAUUGUCUGCCUCACACCAGCUGCAGCAGGAGUUGGGAAGGUACCUGUGACAAUCUUCAUUGACAACUUUCAAGUGAUGACCACCAAGAUGUUCUCCUACAAGAAAAAUCCUGUUAUAACUGCUGUACAUCCUCAUUGCAGUUUCCAAAGUGGCUCCAAGCUGGUGAUAAAAGGUCAGAAUCUUGACUCUGCCCACAAAACUGUGGUUCAGUACACGUCCAAUCACAAUGUGCAAAUUCUUCAACGAGUCUGCAGCGGCACAAGUAAUGCCACAUAUAUGGAGUGCUGGGCCCCUGCUUAUCCAGAGGAAAUGCCAGAAGAUAAGUCUGACGCGGGAUAUAUUUAUAUUCACAUGGAUGGCAAAAGUAACCUCUGGAAGAAACGUUUCGACUACCACCCUGAUGCCAAAAUCAUUCCCAUUGAAUAUGAGGACAAACAAUUACUACUAAAACCAGGAGAGACAGAAGUUUCACUGCAUCAUAGCAAACUGAGUACAGUGAGUUCAUGUAUGAACAUCACAAUGACCAUUGGGGGUGUGGACUGCAAUGCCCAGGUUCUGUUAAAUGAGCUGACCUGCAGGAUUCCUAAAGGCCUGGUUAUUCCCAGCGAGGGAUUGCCUGUCGAGGUGUCCGUGAAUGGGGAAGUUUACGGUGUGGGAACAGUAGUCAACGAUGACAGCAACAACAACACUGUGAUUGCGGGCAUUGUGGUGGGCAUUUUGGCCGCAUUGGUAGUAGGUGCCGGCCUUGCAUUACUUGUGAUGAUCCAUUUGAGGAAGAAAAAGAGAGCAAACAUAGAGAGUCGUUUGUCAACAGUGUUUUCACGGAACCGAAUGGACAGCGGUCAUAAUAUCUCUCCGACAGGUGACUACAGACGAGUGGAUCUGUCCAGUCAAACAUCAGGUUCAGGAGGAAUGGCCUUCCACGGUUUAGCGUAUGCUGCCAGCUAUGAUCAUCUGUCCAUUCCUUUAAUGUCCCGGGACAAUCUCUCAAUGGUCAGUCUGAGCUCUGAACUUCUUGAAGAAGUCAAAGAUGUCCUGAUCCCAGCUGAGAUGCUCCGAAUUGAGGAUAGCCAAAUCAUUGGCAAAGGCCACUUUGGUACAGUUUAUCAUGGAUACCUGAUAGACAGCAAAAAGCAAGAGACCCACUGCGCUGUCAAAUCACUGAACAGGAUCACAGAAUUGGGGGAGGUGGAUCAGUUCCUCAGAGAGGGCAUCAUCAUGAAAGGUUUCCACCACCCCAACAUACUGUCUCUGCUGGGCAUCAUGCUGCCUAAAGAAGGGCUCCCUCUGGUGGUUCUACCGUAUAUGAAGCAUGGAGAUGUGCGUCACUUCAUCCGCUCUGAGAAAAAGAACCCAACAGUGAAAGACCUGAUAGGCUUUGGGCUUCAGGUUGCCAAGGGGAUGGAGUAUCUAGCCCAGAAGAAGUUUGUCCACAGAGACCUGGCUGCCCGUAACUGCAUGCUUGAUGAAACCUUUACAGUAAAGGUGGCUGACUUCGGCAUGGCAAGGGACAUCUAUGACAAGGAGUACUACAGUAUUCAAGAUCACAAACGGGUAAAGCUGCCAGUGAAGUGGAUGGCCAUCGAAAGCUUGCAAACACAAAAGUUCACGAUCAAGUCUGAUGUGUGGUCAUACGGCAUCUUAAUGUGGGAGCUGUUGACUAGAGGUGCUAGCCCAUAUCCAAAUGUGGACCCCUAUGACAUCGCACACUACUUGUUGAAGGGACGUCGGCUUCCCCAGCCACAGUUUUGCCCAGAUACUCUCUACUCUAUAAUGCUGGCAUGUUGGGACCCAGAGCCUGAGUGCAGACCUAGCUUCAACUGCCUAGUUACAGAAGUGCAACACAUCCUGUCCUGUCUGGAAGGAGAGCACUACAUGAAUCUGAAGGUUAACUAUGUCAACUUAGACCAGCCACGGCCCUACCCGUCCUUGACUGGAUCUGCAGAUGAGGCCGAGGCCUCAGACUUGGACUCAGACAGUCCUGCUGGCAGCUGAGGGUGCAAAGUCCUAAGACUCUCCGAUAGGAACGCAGGAUCCGGAUUAAAGUUCGACAGCACACAAGAAAAGUGACACGGUAACCUGGAUCCAAUCAUGCGUCACAUACAUUGUUGAUCUUUUCUACAAACCUGAGCACAUUGAAGGUUUGGCUACUGAUUUAAAAGACACUGUAGGUACUAUAAACUCUUAUUGCAGCUGAGACAAAACCACGCUGGAAGUUCCCGAUCCUUGUUACCUGGUUUUAUUUGUAGCAAAAUGGAGUGUCGCAAAAUGAAUGUAAAAUGUGCAAUUGUUCUCAGACAGAAUAGGAUGUGAGACGAUGUGCUGAUGUCUCUAAGUCAUUGCAUUGGACUGUUAAACACAGGGUCUAUAAAUGCUGACGUGCGCUCAAGGGUCAACUUUUUAUUUUUUUUACACAAUUGUCCUGGGGUAUAAUAAAGAUUAUAUCUCUUCAUAUAGGCUAUAGAAUGUGGACUUAGUACAAAAGGACGUGUGCAUGUGAAAUCAUCCUACUGGAUGCAGAAUAACUCAAGCCAUUGAAGCUGUCCGUGCUGUUCAGAUGUCAAUGAUUAGAAACACGUCCAGUACCUGUCGUUAUCACUAGAGGGCAACCAAUGCCUCCUUCUUAAGCAUGCUUCAAUGGCUGCUGCAGUGACGUCUGCUGCACUACGGCAGAUAGCUCGGAGCAAAUAUGUUACACAAACAGUACCACUACAAUAUAUUCAGCUGAACAAACUCAUUCCUUCAUUCAUUUCAACUCAAUCAACACAGCAUAACAUGCUGUCCAGACUGUGCAUUCCUCCUUGUUUCCUGCAUGUAAUUACAAUGAUCUUCACAGCAAAUUAAACAAUUCAUGAGAUUUAAGAAUGUAUGCACUGAUUUUCCAACUGCGGGUUCAUGUGCAGUGCGGUUUAACAAAAAAAUAUAUUUAUGUCGACCAACAAGCUUUCCACCAGGGGUAAUAAUUUUGGUUCUAGUAUACUUGAUUUUUGUCAUUGCUGCAUUUUCUCUCCUUCCUGCCAAGCUUUACCUGAUUUUCUUUGCUCUAGGUUUCACUGUAAAGAGUGUUUUCGCACUGACAAAUGGUCGAUUGUGCAUAUGCAAUACAUGUCAAGUAAAGGGUAUCAACAAAUUAAAGUCUCCCUAGACCUGUUUUCCCAAGCCGUAUCCUGAAUUUAUACAAAGAAGAAUUCAAACAAGAUAGAUCUUCCUCAAAGAAAGUCACCUAAAAUGUUAUUCCUAACAGUUGUUUUCCCCCCGGAAGUCCUGAUAAGCGUAUCAUCAAAGCAAAUGACAUUGGUCGGAGCCAGUACAGCCCUUGUGCUCGGUCAGGUGGAUGAGAAGAAAAACACACACUGUUAGAGGUCCAAUCAGAGUGAACACUGCAUGCUUCUGUCUAAUCUGUGUAUCUAGCAUUUGUAAUACUCUCUAUGAAUAAUUUAUGGGUCUUAAAAAAAAAAAUGGUGGCAGUAAUAAUGUUUAUAAUGACAAGCUCUAGUUGUAUUCAGGUAGAGGUUCUGGAUUUGAAAAUAAGGUGAUGUCUGCAGCUAGAUACCGAACAGAAAGACAAAAUUGUGGAUAUUUUUUACAGUGACCACCAUUGCAUUUGAGAUUUUAUUUUAUUUAAGUAAUGCAAAAGCAAACACAGGAUGUAAUGUGUUUAAAUUUAGGUAGUAAAACAUCAUCAAGGUAGUUCCUGGGCUCUUAACUCUAACUAGCUUGAAGGGUUAGUUCAUUUAUUUAGCAGUACACACAUUGUCAUAAACUUGGGGGACUUGCAAGGGACACCUUAGAAAAUAAUAGUCAAAAUUGAAGCAGCAGUGGCCAAUGAUAUCCUGAGGUGUAGUCCCUAGCAUGCGUCAAGUUUCAAAAACAUAGGAUCCUACACUUCCCAUGAUGCAACUUGAAAGCAUCUUUAAUUGAAGAAUGAUUGAACCAACCAUCAAUGCAUCAAUGAAAAGCCUGAUUCUAACAAAAGAGUCCCUGAGCACCUACACCAAGUCGCAGAUGGUCUAUUUAUUCAGAAGCACCACAUAUGUCCCUCCCCCACUUACACACACACAC
This is a messenger RNA of Anarrhichthys ocellatus (wolf-eel), 6425 nucleotides long. RefSeq names its product macrophage-stimulating protein receptor-like. The transcript has 21 exons. NCBI's taxonomy places the organism in Eukaryota, Metazoa, Chordata, Actinopteri, Perciformes, Anarhichadidae. Gene Ontology annotation, cellular component: signaling receptor complex; plasma membrane. Gene Ontology annotation, biological process: cell surface receptor protein tyrosine kinase signaling pathway; protein phosphorylation; positive regulation of kinase activity. The record is from RefSeq and is a predicted model, not a curated record. Bases 234 to 4358 code for a protein of 1374 amino acids. Gene Ontology annotation, molecular function: transmembrane receptor protein tyrosine kinase activity; ATP binding; protein binding.